CAGACGGAGGUGAACUCACUUGAGAGUCAGACUUGAAGUUGAUCGGAGCUCGCUCGAUUCGAUCGUUUUGUGCUUUUCUCGUUGGUCUUCAAUCCUUUUGCCAACCGCACCAUGUUGUCGUCCGUGGUGUCCCGCGGAUCCCAGGGCCUGCUGAGGGCCGUGAAAGGUCAAGAAGCUCUCUUGCGAGCCGUGCCCGUGGUGGCUAAUUCACGUAUCCAAGAAUAUGCGGCUUCGGCUGCGGCGGCUGACAAGCAAAACAAGGGCAAAAUCCUGGCCGUGAUUGGCGCUGUGGUGGAUGUGCAGUUCGAAGAGGGUCUGCCCGAGAUUCUGAACGCCCUGAACGUGGCUGGCCGCGAACCGCGCCUCAUUCUCGAGGUGGCCCAACAUUUGGGCGAGAACACGGUCCGCACCAUCGCCAUGGACGGUACCGAAGGUCUGGUUCGUGGUCAACCCGUGGUCGACACGGGUUCGCCCAUCCGGAUCCCGGUCGGCGAAGAGACGCUGGGCCGCAUUAUCAACGUGAUCGGCGACCCCAUCGACGAGCGUGGCCCCGUCCAAACCGAUAAGCGCGCGCCCAUCCACGCCGAGGCCCCCGAAUUCUCUGAGAUGAGCGUCGAGCAGGAGAUCCUCGUCACCGGCAUCAAGGUGGUCGACUUGUUGGCCCCCUACGCCAAGGGCGGUAAGAUCGGUCUGUUCGGCGGAGCCGGUGUGGGCAAGACCGUGUUGAUCAUGGAGUUGAUCAACAACGUGGCCAAGGCCCACGGUGGUUACUCCGUGUUCGCCGGGGUGGGCGAGCGCACGCGCGAGGGCAACGACUUGUAUCACGAGAUGAUUGAGGGUGGUGUCAUUUCGCUCAAGGACAAGAGCUCCAAGGUGGCUCUUGUGUACGGUCAAAUGAACGAGCCCCCAGGUGCCCGUGCUCGUGUGGCUUUGACUGGUUUGACCGUGGCCGAAUAUUUCCGAGACGAGGAGGGUCAGGAUGUGUUGCUCUUCAUUGACAACAUUUUCCGCUUCACCCAAGCCGGUUCCGAAGUGUCCGCUUUGUUGGGUCGUAUCCCCUCCGCCGUGGGUUACCAGCCCACUUUGGCCACUGACAUGGGUAGCAUGCAGGAACGGAUCACCACCACCAAGAAGGGCUCCAUCACCUCCGUGCAGGCCAUCUACGUGCCCGCUGACGAUUUGACGGAUCCCGCUCCCGCCACCACCUUCGCUCAUUUGGACGCCACCACGGUGUUGUCCCGAGCCAUUGCCGAAUUGGGUAUCUACCCCGCUGUGGAUCCCCUUGACUCCACCUCGCGUAUUAUGGACCCCAACAUCAUCGGCGAUGAGCACUACGGCGUGGCCCGUGACGUGCAGAAAAUCCUCCAGGACUACAAAUCUCUCCAGGACAUCAUUGCCAUUUUGGGUAUGGACGAGUUGUCCGAGGAGGACAAGCUCACCGUGGCCCGCGCCCGUAAGAUCCAACGUUUCCUCUCGCAACCGUUCCAAGUGGCUGAGGUGUUCACCGGACACGCCGGCAAGUUGGUCAGCAUGGAGCAGACCAUCUCCGGAUUCCAGGAGAUCUUGGCCGGCAAGUACGAUCACUUGCCUGAGGUGGCCUUCUACAUGGUGGGCGACAUCUCCGAGGUCACCACCAAGGCCGAGCGUCUCGCCAAGGAGGCCAGUGAGAAUAACUAAAGAACAACAACCACAACAUACCCUACGAAACUCCCUCCCCCACCCCAAUCAACUACCAUCAAUUACCCUCCUUGCCUUAGGGGAAGGAGGGGGGGGGGGAAGAGAGGGCGAAUGCUAUUUUUAUGAAUGAGUGCGCAUUUACGUUGGAAAGUGUGCUACAAAUUUAAUGUCCUACUUGACGAUAAGACCUCAUCCAAAGCCCGGAAGACUCGACACCUUUUCAUCCGGGGUCGAAAACGUACCCCCAAAAGCGUUGCUUCAAGCCGACGACAACAACAUCCAACUUGGUCUGGGGUGGCUUGUUUUUUUAUUUCCAUUUCUCUCAAGUUGCAUAUUGAAUCCUCGUCGUCCGAACUCGAGAACGGCAAGUUGGAUUCACAAGAAAAAAAGAGCCUAUACACAAACACAUGAUGCCAACAACCGACACUGUGUGUACCAAGUAUAAAAUAAUAAUAAACCACACACAUUGUGAACGACAGUCGGAAGGAAUAAAUUUCAUUUCAGUUCACUAGA
Messenger RNA from Tigriopus californicus, 2190 nucleotides. It is a transcript of the gene ATPsynbeta, whose product is annotated as ATP synthase subunit beta, mitochondrial. Gene Ontology annotation, molecular function: ATP hydrolysis activity; ATP binding; proton-transporting ATP synthase activity, rotational mechanism. Gene Ontology annotation, biological process: proton transmembrane transport; proton motive force-driven mitochondrial ATP synthesis. Bases 112 to 1677 code for a protein of 521 amino acids. NCBI's taxonomy places the organism in Eukaryota, Metazoa, Arthropoda, Copepoda, Harpacticoida, Harpacticidae. The transcript is spliced from 5 exons. The record is from RefSeq and is a predicted model, not a curated record.